This is a messenger RNA of Stegostoma tigrinum, 6490 nucleotides long. Its product is annotated as pyruvate carboxylase, mitochondrial-like. The coding region runs from base 324 to 3860 and encodes 1178 amino acids. Lineage: Eukaryota; Metazoa; Chordata; Chondrichthyes; Orectolobiformes; Stegostomatidae. Gene Ontology annotation, biological process: gluconeogenesis; pyruvate metabolic process. Gene Ontology annotation, molecular function: metal ion binding; ATP binding; pyruvate carboxylase activity. Gene Ontology annotation, cellular component: cytoplasm. The transcript is spliced from 23 exons. The record is from RefSeq and is a predicted model, not a curated record.
GUUGGAGAGACUAGGCGUGCGCAGUAAUUCCCCAAGCACCCGGCCUCGGGCAUUAUGGGAUACAGGAGGAGUCGGAAUGGAAGGAUUUGGCUAGAGAGGAUAUUAGCUCUGCUGUUGCAUCCAUCAUUGUCGUCGCUAACAUUUCUGAUCUGAUGAUGAACCAGCUGAAGAUGGUUGGAGCUUGGAGACUAACCUGAGGAACUAAGAUGACUGACCUCCAACAAUCACAACCAUCAUCCUAUGUGCCAGGCUGCAAUGAGGUCAGGAACCUGAAUGACCCUGGAGGAACCCAAACUGGGCAUCACUGAGCAGAUCAUUGCUGAAUGUUUCAGCUACGAAUUGUAAAAGGGGGCUUCAGCUUCUUGGGGGUCAGACGGAUAGUUGUGCUAAAUGCUGCUCAUCAAAGCACUCAACACAAGGACUACAAGCCCAUCAAGAAAGUGAUGGUAGCUAACAGAGGUGAGAUAGCCACCAGAGUGUUCCGAGCUUGCACGGAGCUCGGGAUCCGCACUGUGGCUGUUUACUCGGAACAGGACACCGGGCAGAUGCACAGGCAGAAGGCCGACGAAGCCUACCUGAUCGGAAAGGGUCUCCCCCCUGUCCAGGCUUACCUGCACAUUCCUGACAUCAUCAAAGUAGCCAAGGAAAAUGAAGUGGAUGCCAUUCACCCGGGCUAUGGAUUCUUGUCGGAGAGGGCGGACUUUGCACAGGCAUGUGUAGAUGCAGGAGUACGCUUCAUUGGACCCAGCCCAGAAGUGGUGCGGAGAAUGGGCGACAAAGUGGAGGCACGCACCAUUGCUAUCGAUGCUGGUGUUCCUGUUGUGCCAGGCACUGCAGCGCCUAUUACAUCGCUGGCAGAGGCCCAAGAAUUUGCUAACAGCUAUGGCUAUCCAAUCAUCUUUAAAGCUGCUUACGGAGGCGGUGGCAGAGGAAUGAGAGUGGUCCGCAACUAUGAGGAGUUGGAGGAGAACUACCAACGAGCUUUCUCUGAAGCGCUGUCUGCGUUUGGCAAUGGAGCCCUGUUCAUAGAGCGGUUCAUUGAGAGGCCCAGGCACAUAGAGGUCCAGAUACUUGGUGAUAAAUAUGGCAAUGUGAUCCACUUGUACGAGAGAGACUGCUCCAUCCAGCGGCGUCACCAGAAGGUUGUAGAGAUCGCUCCUGCUGCCCACUUGGACCAGCAUCUCCGAGACCGGCUCACCGCUGAUGCUGUCAAGCUAGCCAAGCGGGUGGGCUACGAGAAUGCUGGCACAGUGGAAUUUCUUGUCGACAAGCACGACAAGUACUUUUUCAUCGAGGUCAACUCCAGGCUGCAAGUGGAGCACACCGUGACUGAAGAAAUCACUGAUGUUGACCUUGUACAUGCCCAGAUACACGUGACCGAGGGGAAGAGUUUACCCGAUCUCGGCCUCAAGCAGGAAAACAUCCGCAUCAAUGGCAGCGCCAUACAAUGUCGAGUUACAACGGAAGAUCCAGCACGUGGCUUCCAACCAGACACCGGUCGUAUUGAGGUCUUCCGCAGCGGAGAAGGGAUGGGAAUCCGUUUGGACACGGCCUCAGCCUUCCAGGGAGCGCUGAUCUCGCCUCACUACGACUCACUGCUGGUCAAGGUGAUCGCCCACGGCAAGGACCACCCCACCGCCGCGUCCAAGUUGAACCGAGCCCUGGCCGAGUUCCGGAUCCGUGGGGUCAAGACAAAUAUCCCGUUCCUGCAGAAUGUGCUCAGCAAUGACCAAUUUCUGUACGGCACUGUCGACACUCAGUUCAUCGACGAGAAUCCUGACCUCAUCCUCACGAGGCCAGUACAGAACCGGGCACAGAAACUGCUCCAUUACCUCGGUCACACUAUGGUUAACGGACCAAUAACCCCCAUUCCAGUGAAUGUGAAACCUUCAACUGUGGACCCUGUCAUUCCUCAGAUUCCCUUGGGCGAGCCCCCGGCUGGUUUCCGCGAGAUCCUCCUGAGGGAAGGCCCGGAACGCUUUGCGAAGGCCAUCAGGAACCACAAAGGCCUGCUGCUGAUGGACACCACCUUCAGGGACGCCCACCAGUCACUGCUGGCCACCCGGGUCCGCACGCACGACCUGAAGAACAUCUCGCCUUUCGUGGCCCACCGUUUAAGCCGGUUGUUCAGCAUCGAGAACUGGGGAGGUGCCACGUUUGAUGUGGCAAUGCGCUUCCUGUACGAGUGUCCCUGGAAACGCCUGCAGGAGAUGCGAGACCUGAUUCCCAACAUCCCCUUCCAGAUGCUCCUGAGGGGUGCCAACGCUGUGGGUUACACCAACUACCCGGACAAUGCAGUGCACAAGUUCUGCGAAGUGGCCAAGGAGAACGGAAUGGACAUCUUCCGUGUGUUCGACUCCCUCAACUACCUGCCUAACAUGAUCCUGGGCAUGGAGGCUGCGGGAAACGCGGGCGGUGUGGUGGAGGCCUCCAUCUCCUACACUGGGGACGUCUGUGACCCCACGAGAACCAAGUACUCCCUGGAUUACUACCUGCAGCUGGCUGACGAAUUGGUUAAGGCUGGUACUCACAUCCUCAGCAUCAAGGACAUGGCUGGUUUGCUGAAGCCAAAGUCGGCGCGGUUGCUGAUUGGGGCACUGCGUGACCGUUUCCCAGAUUUGCCGCUGCAUGUACACACCCAUGACACGGCCGGGGCGGGAGUGGCCUCGAUGCUAGCCGCUGCAGAGGCUGGAGCUGACGUGGUGGAUGUCGCCGCCGACUCUAUGUCCGGGAUGACCUCUCAGCCCAGCAUGGGUGCCAUCGUGGCCUGUGCCAAGGGCACUGAGCUUGACACUGGUAUCGAGCUUCAGAAUGUCUAUGAUUACAACGAGUACUGGGAGAUGACACGCCAGCUGUAUGCCCCAUUCGACUGUACGGCCACCAUGAAGUCGGGAAAUGCCGACGUGUACGAGAACGAGAUUCCCGGGGGUCAGUACACCAACCUGCACUUCCAGGCCCACAGCAUGGGCCUGGGCAACAAAUUCAAGGCAGUCAAGAAGGCCUACACUGAGGCCAACAAACUCCUCGGAGACCUCAUAAAGGUGACGCCCUCGUCGAAAAUCGUUGGCGACCUGGCACAGUUCAUGGUGCAGAACAACCUGACACGGGAGGAUGUGGAGCAGGACGCUGAUGAGCUCUCCUUUCCCCAGUCGCUGGUGGAGUUCCUGCAGGGAUACAUCGGCAUUCCACAUGGAGGCUUCCCAGAGCCGUUCCGCAGCAAGGUGCUGAAGGACCUCCCCCGUAUUGAGGGCCGCCCGGGAAGCUCCCUCUCACCCCUGGACUUUGACGAGCUGGAGAGGGAACUACGGACCAAACACAUGGAAGAGAUCACCCCUGAGGAUGUCAUGUCAGCUGCAAUGUAUCCCAAAGUCUUCGAUGAGUUCAAGGAUUUCACUGCUCAGUUUGGACCCGUCGAGUGCCUCAACACUCGCCUCUUCCUGGAGGGACCCAAAAUCGCCGAGGUGUUCCAGGUGGAACUGGAGAGAGGGAAGACCCUCCACAUUAAAGCUCUUGCGCUGGGAGACCUCAAUGUGGCCGGGCAGAGGGAAGUGUUCUUCGAGAUGAAUGGUCAGCUUCGCUCGGUGCUGGUCAAGGACACUCAGGCCAUGAAGGAGAUGCACUUCCACCCAAAGGCACUGAAGGAUGUGAAGGGUCAGAUCGGGGCCCCCAUGCCAGGGAAGGUGCUGGAUAUUAAGGUGAAGGAGGGCAGCCGCAUUGAGAAGGGGAAACAGCUAUGUGUGCUCAGUGCCAUGAAGAUGGAGACGGUGGUGAACUCCCCAAUGUCAGGCACUGUCAAGAAAAUCUACGUCACCCGCGACAUGCACCUCGAGGGCGAUGACCUCAUCCUGGAAAUCGAGUAGGACCUAACCCCUGCUGUGACCCCUGCCCGCCCUGACCCCUGCCUACAUCAUACCCCCAACCGCACAACUUGCCCCCCCCAUACACUUCCUCCCACUCAGCCCUCUAACUGUCCCACUGUUCCCUGCCAACUCCUGUGUUAAGUCCAUGAACAGGCCUACACUGAGUCCGUCAAACAGGCUGAUUCGCAACAAGCAAUGGAUCACUUGCCCUCAGUUCCAAACUACAGCAUCACAGGGUAUUGGAACUGAUCCCACUUGCCCCCAUGUGAAGGCGUAUAUGGGAAUCACCAUUCCCAUUUCUGGCAUUUUCGUACAGUCCUCGUGCCCUUCCCUAAGGCUCACACUCAUGUACAGACCCUGAAGCACUCUGCAAAGUGUCAGCAGUCAACGUGAUUUCUUGUCUAUUUGUUCGUGGGGCAUGGGUGUCGCUGGCUGGGCCCAGCAUUGAUUGCCCAUUCCUAGGUGCCCCUUAAGAAGGUGGUAGGGAGCUGCCUUCUUGAACCGCUGCAGUCCGUGUGCUGUGGGUUGACCCACAAUGCCCCUUAGGGAGGGAAUUCCAGGAUUCUGACCCAGCAACACUGAAGGAACGGCCGAUAUAUUUCCCAGUCGGGAUGGGGAGUGGCUCGGAGGGGAGCUUGCAGGGGGUGGCGUUCCCAUGUACCCUCUGCCCCUUGUCCUUCUGGAUGGAAGUGGUGGUGGGUUUGGAAGGUGCUGUCUAAGGAGCCUCGGUGAGUUGCUGCAGGGCGUCUUGUAGAUGGUACACACUGCUGCGACUGAGCGUCGGUGGGUGCAGGGAGUGGGAUGUUUGUGGAUGUGGGGCCCAAUCAAAGCGGGGGCUACUUUGUCUUGAUUAAUAUUGUACUGACUGGCACUUUGGAGCCCAACUGGUUGAUUUCGAAGAUUAAACACAAACUGGUGCCAUACAGUGGCCCUCCCCCAACCCCCUGCCCCAACACCCUGUGAACAGGGGAACCGUACGUAUUGGUUAGACACGGAAUGCAGACUCCGUUCAGGACGGUCCUCACUCCCACAGUCCACACUAACCCCAGCGCAGAGUGAGCAGGCCACUCUCUAUGGGCGGGACCUGAUUUGGCCUUUGUGCUGAUGGUUCGAAUCUAAACAGGGUCCAAACUCUCUGAUGAAGGGUCUAGGCCCAAAACGUCAGCUUUUGUGCUCCUGAGAUGCUGCUUGGCCUGCUGUGUUCAUUCAGCUUCACACUUUGUUAUCUCAGAUUCUCCAGCAUCUGCAGUUCCCAUUAUCUCUAGGGUCCAAACUCAGCCACAUCCCACCCAGGGCAGGGACGGAGUUGUGGGGGCGGGGAGGGAGGGAGCCAUGUGCUGGGCAAUUAGCUCCGAUCCAGGUCGGCGAAGCACAGGUACGCCAAGAAAGUGCCGGAAGCCCCUGGCAAUUCCUCUGCUGCUCGGGGUGAGGUCCCUUUAAGUGUGAGGGCAAAGGUGGUGGUUGGGGACGGGGAAUUGGUUUGGAGUGGGUGUGAAAAACCCAAAGACCUUACCCCCAACCCUAAACGCUGCUCAUCACCCUGACCCACACCCCUCACAGGAUCAGACAGCAGACGGUGGGAUCUGUUCGGGGGAAUCCAGUGAUCACCAGUCCUUGUGUCAGCUCCUUAUCAGCCUGAUCACUGACUGUCCAUUCUGUACAGACCUCAUUGACAGUAAUAUCCCCAUCGCACCCAUUGGUAUUGGCGCAGAGAGAGAGAGAGAUGGCGUGGUUCUUACCGGUGUCGACCAUCCCAGAUCGCCCAGAUACCCCUCUUCCCCUUUUGUAUACUCCGCUCAAGGUGACAUUAGGUGGAUGCUGGUCACUCUGGGAGUGGCUGGUCACUCUCUAGAUGGACAGUGGUCACUCUGGGAGUGGCUGGAGUAGUUAGGGGUGUUGGGGAUUGGCAAGAGGAGGUGGUUGGGGUAGGAAAGGAGCACCAGGGAACAAAAGUCUUUACUGUCUCCUGAACAUUGACCAGUCUCCCCCUCCCCCUGUCCAUUCCCAACUCCAAACCCUCCCCCCUCCCCUGGAGACCACGAGGGACAACCCCCAGUACAUUUGAGGAACCCUCUGCCCCUUCCCUUCCCUUCCCAUGAUCCUGAAGGAAGCUGGAACGGUUCUGUCCAGCCACAGUUCUGAAACCUCCACCGGGAAUUCUGUGAGAGCGCGAGGAGAUGAGCGGCUAAUCUCAGUGGAAAUUCCUCCUUCUCCCAGGGCAGCAACUCACACACUGCCACCAAAUGAUUGGGUCAGUCCUGUGGACUUUGGGUGGUGCAAUCUGAUGUCUCCUCAUUCAUCUCCCACUCACCCACCCAUGGAUCAGGAGAGGGAAGGAGGGAAUUCUCCGAAGUGGAUGGGAUGAAGAGCCUGCAGGACAGGGCAGCAUGGAUUUGGAAAAUGACCGGCACCGGGACAGUGCCUCACGGCCCUGUGUGACGGUUACGUCAAUGCCCGUGGGUACCUUCUCCCCGCGCCCCCGCUGACUGAGCCCUCCCAAUGUCUGCAGGGACACCCUGGUGCCACCUGUAUUUCAGGCUCAACCACAUUGCACACUGGGAAAUAAACAGAAACCAAGAAUGUAUCAUAAAAUCUGUGUCAAGUUUAACAAUAAAGCAAGUUCUAAUAAA